AUGGCCAGUGAAGAAUGGGAAAUUAUGAGGGGUACAUGGUAUUAUGAUGGCAGUUGGAUACCCUUGGAAACAGAACAUUCCAAAGUAAUAGAAAAGGUACAUCUUGAAUUAUUCCAAAAGGAAAGCAGCAAUCAAAAUAUCAUUACAUGUGAUACAAAUCCUUCUCAAUCUUAUAAAGUGUUACAUACUGAGCAAUUUUCCGAAUUUCACGUUGAUUGGCACUCGGUUAACGAUGUGACAUUAUAUAGCGAAUAUACACCUACUAAAUUAAUGCGUAGCGUUACAUCAAAGUUGGGUUUUGCUAAAACAACAGGCUAUCGAUUAAAAAGAGGCUAUAAAACGCGUACAAAUAUGGAGGACAAGCCACGUGAUAUCGACCAUUUAGUAUUUGUUGUUCAUGGAAUAGGACAAAAGCGAGAUACAGGGAAAAUUAUCCGCAAUACCACAUGUUUUAGAGAUUGCGUGGAUUGGCUUAAGCAAAAAUACUUUCCAAAUUCUAAACACAGAGUAGAAUUCUUUCCAGUUGAAUGGCGAUCAUCAUUAAAGUUAGAUGGAGAUAUAGUAGAUGCAAUUACACCUUACAGUGUAUUAAGCAUACGUCAUUUGCUUAAUACAUCAGCAAUGGAUAUUUUAUAUUAUACAAGUCCUCUAUAUGGUGCUGAAGUUCGAGCUGGAUUACAAAAAGAGUUAAAUAGUUUAUACUGUAUGUUUGCGAGUCGGCAUCCCGGUUGGCAAGGAAAGAUUUCAAUUUUAGCGCACUCUCUAGGAUGUGUGAUUGUAUAUGACAUAGUUACAGGUUGGAUAGGACCUGACACGCGACUCUCAUGUCCGCAGGCGCAAGAAGUUUUAUUGCAAGGAUUGCAAUUUCCUAUUGAAAAUUUGUUUUGCUUGGGUUCGCCGUUGUCCGUAUUUUUAGCUCUGCGCACUCGUACUCCAUCCAACAGAUUAGAUGUGAUGCCGCAAAGUUUAUGUAAAAGAUUCUAUAACAUAUUUCACUGGUCCGACCCAGUGGCUUAUAGAAUGGAACCGCUUUUGGAGAGAGGUUACAGUAAAAUCGAGCCAGUUCUAAUACCACCAUACGGAGGAAUUGAUGGUCAGCAAAUACCACAAUCGCCUUCAUCACUGAAUAACGUUGAUCCGACUCUACCGCCAACAGAAAAUGAUGAUAAAGAUGAUAGUCCAGUGGAUAGUCCACCCAAUCGUAAUGCAGAGAAGAGCUGGAGUCUUUGGGAUUUAGUACGAGGUGGUUGGAACAUUAGAGAAGGUCCAUCUUCGCCAACACCAGAUUCAAAUCCACCAAUCCGUCCAGGUCAAGAAUUAGCACAACGAUUGGAUUAUGUGCUUCGUGCGGUUGGCUUAGGAAGAAAUUAUUUGUAUACUGUAACAGCACAUACGGCAUAUUGGAAUAACUACGAUGUAGCCUAUUUCGUAUUAACAAGACUUUUUCCAACGCUGGAAACUUGAUGGCGGUUUAAACAGUUUAAUGCAGAGUCCCAACAAUUUCUGCUAAGAUGCUCUAGUCCAUUGUAGGCCUUCUCUAGAACGUGAUAUCGCAAAUAGGUCUGCUACCAAAACAAUCUGUGAUAACGGAAAAAUGAUACAAUAAUGUUGCGAAUUCUAUGAAAACCGAUCAUUUUAUAUAAUUGUAUAAUUUAGUAAUCGCUCUGCAUCAAGUUACAUGAGACGAACGUUGUCUUUACUCGUUUUGGAAAAUAAUUGUUUGUACUAAAAUUAGGUAAUUGAUAUUUGUACAUAACAUAAUAAAUUCUGUAUCAUACAGAAGUGCA
Messenger RNA from Atta colombica, 1787 nucleotides. Its product is annotated as phospholipase DDHD1-like. The coding region runs from base 1 to 1464 and encodes 487 amino acids. Lineage: Eukaryota; Metazoa; Arthropoda; Insecta; Hymenoptera; Formicidae. The transcript has 9 exons. Gene Ontology annotation, molecular function: metal ion binding; glycerophospholipase activity. The record is from RefSeq and is a predicted model, not a curated record. Gene Ontology annotation, cellular component: cytoplasm.